AGGCACUUCUGUAUCCUGUGCAAGUCCUGUCCUCUGCAAGCACUUCUGCCCCUCCGAGUGGCUGCAACCUGCUUCACAGCUUCACAAGGUGCUAGCAGGACUGGAGCAGAGCACAUUAAUAGUUUUGCAGCUCAGCCCUGAAGCUCAGCCCAGGAAGCUGCCCUGCUGAAGUUCAUAUCUUUCACAGGGUAGGCAUGAGCACUACAGAAGAGGAAAUAGACAUUUAAACCCAAACAGGCUCGGCUGGAAGAAAACAUUGAUUUUCAAGGCAGCUAUGAAUUAAGAAAAUACAAAAGAAAUUUGAAUGCUGCUUAAGAAGGGAAGGCCUGGGAGAAACAAAUACUGAGGAAGAGCAGCCAGAGAAUCCAGCAUGACAGAAGCAUUCACAGAAACAACAGCUGAGUACAUUUACGACGAACAUGCUUUUUCCUGCAAUAAGACCGACAUCCAAGAAUUUGGGAAAAUUUUUUUGCCAAUAUUUUAUAUUGCAGUCUUUGCUCUUGGCCUCACAGGGAACAUAAUGGUGGUUUUUGCCAUUGUGAAAGAAGGCAGUAAAAAAAGUAUCACUGACAUCUAUCUCCUGAACUUGGCUAUCUCGGACCUACUCUUUGUGAUCUCCCUCCCCUUCUGGGCUUCCAACACGGUGCGUGGAUGGACCCUCGGGACUGUUCCAUGCACAGCUGUUUCCUCCCUGUAUUACAUUGGUUUCUUUGGGGGCAUGUUCUUUAUCACUGUUAUCAGUAUCGACAGAUACUUGGCCAUUGUCCGGGCAACAUAUUCUAUGAAAUCCCGAACAGCAAAACAUGGCUGUCUUAUAACCUGUGGAGUAUGGACAAUAGCUGUUUUAGUUUCAGUGCCACAUUUUGUAUUCUCCCAGCUGGUAGAAAGCGACUGCAUUUCUGUCUUCCCCCAGAGGCUGGAGAACGUCUGGCCAGUGUUCUGCAAUAUGGAGCUGAACGCCAUCGGCUUUGUCAUCCCAGUCUGUAUCAUAUGCUAUUGCUACUGUGGGAUCAUCAAAACCCUGCUGUCCUGCAAAAAUCAGAAAAAAUCACGAGCCAUAAAACUGAUCUUGGUUGUGGUGGUCGUGUUUUUUCUGUUUUGGUCCCCCUACAAUGUACUGAUUUUUCUGGAGACAUUAAAGCACUAUGGUUUACUCACAAGUUGCAACCAAAUUAAGUCACUGGACUACGCAAUGCACCUGACCGAAACCAUUGCAUUCAGUCACUGUUGUCUCAACCCUCUUAUUUAUGCCUUUGCUGGGGAAAAAUUCAGGAAAUACCUUUAUCGUGUCUGCUUAAAGUACUGUCCAUUCCUGUGUUUCUGUGGCCCCUGCAGUCGCUACCAGGUCACCCAUUCAGCUAGCUAUGCAGAAAGCAUCGUGAACAGCAACAUAACCCUGAACACCAGCGACCAGGAUGGCUCUGUCUUUGUCUAGAAGGCUCUGUGAAGAAGAAAUGCAUGUAAAUGUGUCUUCUGCAGGGCUAGUCACCACUGAGAAAUUGCCAUGACUCAUAUGAAAAGACUUAAAGGUGCACUGAAUUACUGACAUGCCUCUUGUUAAGCAUUAAAUACCCUGAAACAGUAUAGAUUUUAAAAACAAAAGCAGUACAAUAUGUCAAGGCUAAAAAUGGAAUUGAAUCAAGAGAGAGGACGAGAGAAAGUAGAAAAAAGGCAGUGUUCUGUGCCUAGAACAGGAGAUGGAGAAGAAUUUAAGGAUAGGGAAGCUGUUUUAACAGUUUCGUCAUCGAAACUUGAGCAUGUGUUGGUCUAUGCACAUGUGAUACAAAUAUACAUAGACCUAAAGUAAUUUUUAAGGGAAAGAUCUCCUUAAUGAAUGACUGAAUUAAUGAACAGGUGAUUGUUAGCAAAGUUACUGUAUUUUUUUAUAGUAAAGGGUUAUAGUUUUGAUGCUAUAUGUCCAUAUGCAAAUGAUUAUUACUUGUGCUUUCGUACCUAAUAAAAAGCUACUGUUAAA
Apus apus (common swift) is the source of this 1975-nucleotide messenger RNA. RefSeq names its product C-X3-C motif chemokine receptor 1 (gene CX3CR1). Gene Ontology annotation, cellular component: membrane. The transcript has 3 exons. Bases 371 to 1435 code for a protein of 354 amino acids. Gene Ontology annotation, molecular function: chemokine receptor activity. The record is from RefSeq and is a predicted model, not a curated record. Lineage: Eukaryota; Metazoa; Chordata; Aves; Apodiformes; Apodidae. Gene Ontology annotation, biological process: G protein-coupled receptor signaling pathway; immune response; chemotaxis.